AUGGAUCACGUACAUAACGCAAAUUGUAGUUGUAAAGAAUAUGCUGGAGUAGAAAAUGCAACUGAUUUAUACACUUCAAUUGAUUUAUAAGGAAUUAUGUGUUUAAAUGAAGAAUAAGAAUCAUCUGGUAAAAAUGUAUUUAGAUCAGAAGAAGAUAAAUUUAAUGAUAAUGACAAAUUCGUAUCUUCCGAUGAUCCUGAUCCUGAAUUAAUAUUUAUAAUUCCAUUUUUAAGUAUUGUUAAACUAAAAUCUAUUAAUAUAAUCGCUAGAAAUUCUGAUACAGGUCCUACAAAUUUAAAAGUUUACAUAAAUCAAGAAAAUGUUGAUUUCUCUAUUUUAGAAACAAAACCAGAAGAAGAAUUUUAAAUUGAUGAAAAUUUAGAUGGUAAUUCUUAUUAAUCUGUUAGAUAAACUAAAUUUUAAAAUGUAAGUAAAUUAAUAUUACAUAUAUCAGCAGAAAAUAAACAAAAAAUUUCAAUAAAUUAUAUUGGAUUAAAAGGUGAAAAUACUAAAAUGAAACGAUAAAUUGUUGAAGCUAUUUAUGAAGUAAAACCAAUGGCGGCUGAAAAUGAUCCAGAAAAAACUAUUUGA
Messenger RNA from Ichthyophthirius multifiliis, 591 nucleotides. RefSeq names its product trp26 thioredoxin family protein, putative. The transcript is spliced from 5 exons. The record is from RefSeq and is a predicted model, not a curated record. Lineage: Eukaryota; Ciliophora; Oligohymenophorea; Hymenostomatida.